This is a messenger RNA of Odobenus rosmarus divergens (Pacific walrus), 1737 nucleotides long. RefSeq names its product anti-Mullerian hormone (gene AMH). The transcript is spliced from 5 exons. Lineage: Eukaryota; Metazoa; Chordata; Mammalia; Carnivora; Odobenidae. Gene Ontology annotation, biological process: gonad development; Mullerian duct regression. Gene Ontology annotation, molecular function: growth factor activity. The coding region runs from base 1 to 1737 and encodes 578 amino acids. The record is from RefSeq and is a predicted model, not a curated record.
AUGCAGGCUCUGCUGCUCUGGCCACUGGCCCUGGUGCUGUCGGUGUUGGGGCCGCUGCUGGGAGCCGGGGCCCCUGGAGGAGAGGGCUCCAGCACCCCAGCCUCGGCCAGAGAGCCGGCCACUGGUGCGGGGGGGCUCAUCUUCCACCAAGACUGGGACUGGCCGCCAGGCAGCCCACAGGAUCCCCUGUGCCUGGUGACCCUGGACCAGAAGGGCAAUAGGGGCAGCACCCCGCUUCGGGUGGCAGGGGCCCUGAGACACUACGAGCACGCCUUCCUCGAGGCUGUGCGGCAGGCGCGCUGGGGUCCCCGUGACCUGGCCACCUUUGGGGUCUGUGCCUCCAGCACCGGGCAGCCCGCCCUGCUCCCUCUGCAGCAGCUGCAGGCAUGGCUGGGGGAGCCCGCGGGACGGCGGCUGACCGUGCUGCACCUGGAGGAAGUGACCUGGGAGCCGACACUCUCACUAAAGUUCCAGGCGCCCCCACCUGGAGGAGCCGGCCCUCUAGAGCUGGUGCUGCUGGUGCUGUACCCUGGGCCUGGCCCUGAGGUCGUGGUCACCGGGCCUGGGCUGCCAGGCACCCAGAACCUUUGCUGGUCCCGGGACACGCGUUACCUGGUGCUGGCCGUGGACCACCCAGCAGGGGACUGGCAGAGCCCUGGGGUCACACUGACCCUGCAACCCCGAGGAGAUGGUGCACCCCUGAGCACCACCCAGCUGCAGGAGCUGCUGUUCGGCCCCAACCCCCGCUGCUUCACGCGGAUGACCCCGGCCCUGCUCCUGCUGCCACUGCCCGGGCCCACACCAAUGCCCGCGCACGGCCUCCUGGACCAAGUGCCCUUCCCGCCACCCAGGCCCCCCCAGGAGCAGCAGGCCAAGGAGCCACCGCCCAGCGCAGACCCCUUCCUGGAGACGCUCACGCGCCUAGUGCGUGCCCUGCGGGGGCCCCCCGCCCAGGCCUCGCCGCCGCGCCUGGCCCUGGACCCGGGCGCGCUGGCCGGCUUCCCGCAGGGCCUCGUCAACCUGUCGGACCCCGCGACACAGGAGCGCCUGCUCGACGGCGAGGAGCCGCUGCUGCUGCUGAUGCUGCCACCCGCCUCGGCCACGGCCGGGGACCCCGCGCCGCUGCAGGGCCCCGAGUCCGCGCCCUGGGCCGCGGGCCUAGCGCAUCGAGUGGCUUCCGAGCUGCGGGCCGCGGCCGCCGAGCUCCGCGGGCUCCCGGGGCUGCCCCCGGCCGCCACGCCGCUGCUGGAGCGCCUGCUCGCGCUCUGCCCCGGGGCCCCGGGGGAUUCGGGGGACCCCGGCGGCCCAGGUGACCCACUGCGCGCGCUACUGCUGCUCAAGGCGCUGCAGGGUCUGCGGGCCGAGUGGCGGGGGCGCGAGCGGAGCGGGCCCCCACGGGCACAGCGCAGCGCGGGCGCCGGGGCGGCGGACGGGCCGUGCGCGCUGCGCGAGCUGAGCGUAGACCUGCGCGCCGAGCGCUCGGUGCUCAUCCCCGAGACGUACCAGGCCAACAACUGCCAGGGCGCGUGCGUCUGGCCGCAGUCCGACCGCAACCCGCGCUACGGCAGCCACGUGGUGCUACUGCUCAAGAUGCAGGCCCGGGGCGCCGCCCUGGCGCGCCCGCCCUGCUGCGUGCCCACGGCCUACGCCGGCAAGCUCCUCAUCAGCCUGUCGGAGGGGCGCAUCCGCGCGCACCACGUGCCCAACAUGGUGGCCACCGAGUGCGGCUGCCGGUGA